AAAGGCUGUCCGGGCAUGCUGCGAGUUGUAGUUUUGCAACAGCUGGAGGCACUCUGGUUGGGGAAACGCCGCCAUAUACUUUAUUAUGGCCUGGCUUUCCAUAGACUCUGAUCUUAAAGGGGUAUCCCCAUAUGAUGAAGUGACACCUUUAUUACUGUCCUGAGUAUAAAGGUGUUGUAGCACCGCCUGCUGUCCUAUGUAGGGAACCUUCAGCUCUACAGAACACAAUGGCUGCUCUGGAUAGAUACAAAGACUCUGGAUUUCAGCAGACCAAUGGGACAGUGAGUGGACUCAAGCAUGGGAGCAGCUCUUCCUACACAGAGUGGCAGACUCCUCAAUUAUCCGGAAAACCUCUGAGUAGAAUUUCUGCUACGGAACAUGUUGAUGACUUUUGCAAUGCCAGUGGUAGUACAACAUUCCAGCCAAUCAGAAGCCAUGUCACUAUUCCAACAGCACACGUUGUGCCUUCUACCAUGGCAACGUCUUCAUGUAUUGCAAGAAUAUAUGGCCGAACCAGCCCUUCCACAGAAUCUGCUGUACAUGGCUUUCCCUUUGUGUCCUCUGCAGACCGUUCCACAGUUGAAGACACUAGAAAGUUUGAAAUGCCUAAUAUUGAACCUACCAUGAACCAGUCUGCUUUGUUAAAUACCCUUGGCACAGAUGGUAGAACUGACUUUCCUACAGCAAUUAUCAAUAGAGAUGUGGAGCCGUACAAGGCUCUUCCCGAAAGCAAGGAAAUUGGACGUGUGGAGCUAGCUCAUAGACCUGCAUACCACUCUUCACAUCUACAAAGUCAGGUCUGGCGGCCAGAUUCCUAUAGUACCCAGCCAGCAGCAGAAUAUGGCUCAUGGAAGCAGCAACAACAGUAUGCAGAUCAUUUACGAAUGAAGAUGGAGAAACUGCAGAUUGUUAGAGACUAUUCUACAGCACCAACAUACGCUGCUGGACUUCAUACGAUCCCAAAUGAGUGGGAGCGAGUUGUUAAAGCUAGUGACAACAUUCUUCUUGAAAAGGAGAUGAUGAUAGAACGGCAGCGUCAGCAUAUUGUAGCCCUGGAACAGAAAUUACGGGAGGGAGAGGUGCAAGUCCAUAACGCGUUGAUGAGCCAGGCCAGUCCAUACAAUGAUAUGUGUCUGAUGAGAUUACAGGACUUGCAGCGAGAGGUUACAUUCUUAAGAGCACAGUUUGCUGAAAAGACUGAUUCUGCUAGCAGAGAGAAGGCAGAGUUGGAGAAGAAACUUUGUGCCAUGGAGGCAGAGAGUAGAGGCCUAAAAGAGGCAAUGAAGGAAGCAGCGCAAAAACAUUCCGAUGAAAUGAAAAAGCAAGAGGAGCGUGUGAAAGGAAGGGAGCGUCAUAUUAAUUCAUUGAAGAAAAAAUGUCAGAAGGAAGCGGAACAGAAUAAAGAAAAGCAGCAGAGGAUUGAGACUCUGGAGAGGUACAUGGGCGAUCUACCCACCUCACAGGACUACAAAAAACAAGUGCUGCAGAUGAAAGAACUUCAGGAGCAGAACUGCCUCCUCCAGGACCAAGUGAGCGAUCUAGAGAAAAAGCUGGGAGAAUCCAGAACAAACUGCAGGGAAAGUGAGGCUCAGAUUGCAGCUCAGAAGUCAAAGGAGCAGGAGCACAUAGACACCAUUAAAAGUUUACAAAGGGAAAUAAAGAAGUUAGAAAUGACAGACUGGAAAGUAGAAGAAAAACGUCUGACAGGAGAGGCAGAUAAAUUACGAAAAGAAGUGGAAACUCUACAUAAAGAGCACGAUUGCUUCCAAAAAGUAAUAGAAACCCAUAAGAAGAGAAUUGAACAGCUGUGCAGUAAAGUGAAAGAUUUAGAAGAACAGGUCUGUCAAGAAGAAGCAACAGGACAAGCUCUAAAGGCAGAAUCUGAGCAAAAAGAAGCUGCACUUCAGCAGCUGAAAGCAGCUGUACGUGAUUUGGCCACGCAAAACCAGGAUCUAAUGGAGCGCAAUGUCACAGUACAGGAACAUCUGCGGCUUGCUUCAGUAAGGGCUCAGCCAGCAGAUGGACAAGCCAGUCAACUCUUCACACUAUAUAAAGAAAUGAAUCGCUGCCAGAAGAAUUUGCGAUCAAUAUGCUGUUUACUAAGCCAAAGAGUUCAGGGUGUAGACCCUAACCUGUCCAUGUUACUAGGAGUACACUCUGCUGCGGAUUUGGAUGAUCCGGAAGAGGAUUUAGAUUUCUUUUCUGUUGAAAGAUACUUAAGUGGAGUGGAGAAACUGAAGAGAGACAUUGAGGAGCUGCGUACUACCAUCAGUGAUUGUUACGCACAAGAUAUGGGAGAUAACUGUAUUGCACAGUGACUGCAUGUGUGCUCUAAAAGAGAUGGCCAGGAACAGCUAAAAAUUGUAUCUCUGCUCUAAAGAGAACUAUGGCAGCAUUAUACACUGGCUUUUUAAUGUUGCACAAGACCAGCAAUGUACCUCCAAAUAGCAGAUUACCUGCAUGUAUCAAAGAGAGAGCCAAACCAGGUUAUCAAACAACCUAAUAGUCUGGCAUGUUGUGGUGGACUGACAGACCUAAACUGACAUGACUGUUCUAUGUAGAAUGUUCAUAUUUAUUCUAGAUGUAAGACUUACUGUUUUUGUGUUUUUCAAUUGCAAUAAAUGAUUAUAAAUUUCUUGUUUU
This is a messenger RNA of Hyla sarda, 2643 nucleotides long. RefSeq names its product centrosomal protein 85 (gene CEP85). The coding region runs from base 228 to 2318 and encodes 696 amino acids. The record is from RefSeq and is a predicted model, not a curated record. The transcript has 14 exons. Gene Ontology annotation, cellular component: centrosome. NCBI's taxonomy places the organism in Eukaryota, Metazoa, Chordata, Amphibia, Anura, Hylidae.